Clarias gariepinus (North African catfish) is the source of this 2767-nucleotide messenger RNA. RefSeq names its product NKD inhibitor of WNT signaling pathway 1 (gene nkd1). Gene Ontology annotation, molecular function: calcium ion binding. The transcript has 10 exons. Gene Ontology annotation, cellular component: cytoplasm. Gene Ontology annotation, biological process: negative regulation of Wnt signaling pathway. Bases 125 to 1495 code for a protein of 456 amino acids. NCBI's taxonomy places the organism in Eukaryota, Metazoa, Chordata, Actinopteri, Siluriformes, Clariidae. The record is from RefSeq and is a predicted model, not a curated record.
GUGUCGCAUGUGAGCGCGCGCGCGCAUGUGCCUGUGUGUGUUUCGGUGUCCUCGCGGAUCGCGUUGGUUUUUGUUGGAUUAAAAGCCGAUCUGAUGGUUUAUUCCUGCGGUCUGAUGCGGAGAAAUGGGUAAACUCCAUUCCAAACAUGCUGCAAUCUGUAAACCGAGGGAAAGCCCGGAAGGUGAUAGUUUUGUAGUGAACGCCUGCUUGGCGAGGAGAGGACUGGACGACUGGCUGGUUAAGCAGAAGUAUUACUGCACGGGCGCGCGGCUGGAGCAGCAGGACUGCGCACAGAAAAGUACCUGCGGGACAUCGGCGAGGGACCCUUUGAAGGAAGCUUGUGCUGAAGGGAUAAGUGAUGAGCAUUACCGUUUAGAAGUAGCCCUGCCCCCUGAGAAGAUUGACAGCUGCGGUGCAGAAGACAAGAUGCAGGAGAAGGAGAGCUCAGUGCCCACGGGUCCACACAAACAACUACAGUUUGAGGAGCUGGAGUGUGCUGUUUCAGUGGAGGAAGAUAACAGGCAGGAGUGGACCUUCACGCUCUAUGACUUUGACAACAAUGGCAAAGUAACAAGAGAGGACAUCACCAGUUUGCUGCACACCAUCUACGAGGUGGUGGACGCCUCGGUGAACCACUCGCCCAGCAGCAGCAAAACCCUCCGCGUCAAGCUCUCCGUCACACCCGACGCCAGCCAGAGGUGGAGGAACGGCGGUGGCACCCACGCCAACGCAGAAAUACCACACCCCAGACUGAAGGCUGAAAAGUGCUUUGAGGAGCCUAAAAGCUCAGAGAAAAAGUCCAGAGCUCUUCUGAGGCGUCAUCACAGUGACCACCACACACAGCAGGGCUGCCAAAGACAUUGUGUGGAUGAAAACCUGGAGAGAAGGAAUCAUUACCUGGACCUGGCUGGGAUUGAGAACUACUCCUCUCGCUUCGGGACAGCCGCUCCCACCACCGAGCCACCCAAACCCGACCACACCUCUCGCCCAUCCAAUCAAUCUCGCUCCCGUUCCCAAGAACCCGAGAACGGACACAGCCACCCGGCCCACCACCAUCGGCGCUCGCACACCAUUUCCACUGAAACCCCCGCCCUGCAGGACAGCCUUUCUCUCCGCCCCCGAGCCCAGGACUCCACCCAUCACGCCCAUGGUGUCCGAUCGCCCAAAUCCCAACCUUCCUGUGGCAGAGUGAUGAAGCGAGGCACCGCUGCUCCUCCUGCUCCACCUGUGAACACCGCACCCCAUCAAAGCUCUGCACCUUACCGGCGACACAAGCAGCGACCCAGAGAGGGGCCUCCAGCACGAGGGGCCGGGCCCUCGGGACGCACCGCGGGGCCGGUCGUGAGCUCAGGACCGAUGGUGGAGAAGGAGCAGGUGAGGGAGCUUCCCAGCGUCGUGCUUUACGACGGCGGCCUGGCGCAGGUGGUGCAGCGACACGAACACCACCACCAUCACGAGCACCAUUACCACUACCACCAUUUCUACCAGUCGUAAGCGGAGACGGAGGAAACGGCAAGCGUGGUUGAGCCGAGACUGACAGACAGAGGGCGCCAUGUUGUCUGUGUGUCUUUGCAUGUGUAUGUAAAGGAAAUUCUGCAACAGGUUUCGAUGUGCAGACUCGGCUAGGAAAGGGCUAUACUGUAUCUCUUUCUUUCUUUUCUCUUCCUCUUGGAUCACUUUAUUGCUCGUGCAACACAGUCUGACUUUUAUGGUGGAAAAUGACAAAACUUAUGGGGUUGAUGGGGUGUUUUUGUUAAAUUUUUUUCCUAAAUCAUAUAAAAUGUCUGUGCAAGAUAAAUUAUGUGAAGUCUUUUAGAAGAGUUACGACUGUUAAAUGAAGUUUCGUGAACUAUGAAGGAAAGGGAGAGAUCAAUAAUCUCCUCUGUGUGUGUGUGUGUGAGUAUGUAUGAAUGUACUAUGUAUUCAUGAUUGUACAGUAUCGUGUGUGUGUGUGUGUGUGUGUGCCUAAAUUGCCUACGGUGUCUUUUUGACGCUGAUCCUGUGUUCUUGCCACUCGAUAACCACUUGAAAAAGCACUUGUGGUGCGGCUCAAUUCAUUCUGUAAAGGACAGACGGAUCAGAACCGGUUCCCUUCAUGCAAUACAGGACUCGAGGAAAAAACAAAAACGAAAAAAAAGAAAUCCUAAUCUGCUGCUACCUCUAGUAUUAUUGUAAUUGUUAAGAAAAUUAUCAUUUAGAUAGUAUUCUUUUCUUUUUUUUCUUUUUUUUUUUUUUUACUUUUACCGAUCUACAGUUAUGCUGUUUUUUUUUUAAACAACAAAACAAAAUCACAUCCAUAUGCUACAGACUUUGUUGUAUGUACCUGUUUAACAAAAAUAUACCGUCGACAUUGUAAGCUUUAUGAAUAAUGUGAUCUUUUUAUUUGUUCUGUAAAACGUAAUUAUUAUUAUUAUUUUUAUUAUUAUUAUUAUUUGUAAAGACCACUAAGUAUGACAGAUUUAUAGCACAGUCAAGUGUACAGUAGUAUAUACCGAUAUGUACCGUAUACUGUAUGAAGAUUUCCUUUUCAAGCAAUUUAAAUCUGUUCAGGUGUGAAUGAAUGAAUGAAUGAAUGAGUGCAAAAGUUUGAAAAAAAAAAUAAUGUGGUAAAAAACAAUGAUAAUAAUACACACGAAGAAAUGUAUUUUAUACCGGCAAGGCUUUUAUGGUGUUCAGUUUUAUGGAUGUUUCUUCAUUAUCCUGGAAAACACAGUCAAGUUGUGUGUGAUAGUACAAUAAAACAGAGCAAAAGGUAUCAGUUCAAAA